AUGAUGUCUCCGGAGGACCGGGUCCUGGAGGAGCUGCUGUACAGCCGGCCGCUGGGGGAGGAGCCGCUGGGGGAGGAGCCGCUGGGGGAGGAGCCGCUGGGGGAGGAGCCGCAGGAGGCACGGGAGGCGUGGGAGGAGGCGCCGCUGGAGGAGGCGGCGCUGCAGCAGCAGGUGAGCUGGACGGCCGUCCAGCAGCCGAUGGCGUGCGCCGGCUGUGGCGAGCACGUGCGCGACCGCGUCCUCCUGGUGGUGGCGGGCAGCGCCUGGCACGGCGCCUGUCUGCGCUGCAGCCGCUGCCGCUGCGAGCUGCAGGACCAGGCCACGCUGUUCUGGAGGGACGGACAGGUGUUCUGCCAGCAGGACCACUGCAGGACGCAGGGCGGCGGCCAGUGUGCUCGCUGCUUCCAGCCAAUCCCCGCCUCCGAUCUGGUCAUGAGGUCCGGCGAGCUGACGUUCCACCCGCAGUGCUUCUCCUGCCAGGAGUGUGACGUCGCGCUGCUGCCGGGGAGCCUGUACUGCAUGCAGGGUCCAAACCUGUACUGUCAGUCCCACUACCAGGCGGAGCUGAGCGUCCCACUGAUCCACGACCUCCAGCCCCCAGCAGAACCCGGAGAGGGUCAGAACCAGGCCCCAGGGGACGGGGACGAGUCCGUCAGCAGCCCGGAGCCCCGAUUGGAUGACAGGCCGGCAGGGGGGCGGAGCCGCCGCCACACCAAGAGAAUCCGGACGUGUUUCCGCAGCGAGCAGCUGAGAGCGCUCGAGUCCUACUUCGCCCAGAAACACAACCCGGACGGCAAAGACUGGACCUGCCUGGCCCACAAGACCGGCCUCCCCAAGAGAGUCCUGCAGGUGUGGUUCCAGAACGCCCGGGCGAAGCUGCGACGCUCCCUGACCUCGGACGACUCCCAAGUCAACUCGCCCUCCGCUCCCCGAGUCGUUACCACGGCGACCGGCACCCCACCCCCCCCGGCUCUGCCUCCCCCUGACCAGUCGCACGCCUUCCCCACCAGCACCAUCGACCAGCUGCAGCUGUCCCUCCUCACGGCACCGCUCCCGCAGAGCCCCGCCUACUUCCUGGACUGCCACUCCCAGGAUGCACCAGGGUGGAGGGGGGAGGGGCGGCAGACCCUCUGA
Molecule: messenger RNA, 1134 nt
Organism: Salarias fasciatus (jewelled blenny)
Lineage: Eukaryota; Metazoa; Chordata; Actinopteri; Blenniiformes; Blenniidae
Product: LIM/homeobox protein Awh-like
Biological process (GO): neuron differentiation; regulation of transcription by RNA polymerase II
Cellular component (GO): nucleus
Molecular function (GO): DNA-binding transcription factor activity, RNA polymerase II-specific; RNA polymerase II transcription regulatory region sequence-specific DNA binding
Source: RefSeq, a predicted model, not a curated record